AUGGGUUUGCCACCAGAACACCCCUAAAAGCCAAAAUGGGAAAGGAAAAGACUCGUAUCAACAUUGUCGUCAUUGGACAUUGAUGUCUCAGGACACAGAGACUUCACCAAAAACGUGAUUACGGGGACAUCUCAGGCUGACCGUGCUGUCCUGAUUGUUGCUGUUGGUGUUGGUGAAUUUGAAGCUGGUAUCUCCAAGAAUAGGCAGACCUGAGAGCAUGCCCUUCUGGCUUACACACUGGGCGUGAAACAACUAACUGUUGGUGUUAACAAAAUGGAUUCUACCUAGCCACCCUACACCCAGAAGAAAUAUGAGGAAAUUGUUAAGGAAGUCAGCACUUAUAUUAAGAAAAUUGGCUACAACCCCAUCACAGUAGCAUUUGUGCCAAUUUCUGGUUGGAAUGGCGACAGCAUGCUGCAGCCAAGUGCUAACAUGCCUUGGUUCAAGGGAUGGAAACUCACCUGUAAGGAUGGCAAUGCCAGUGGAACCACGCCGCUUGAGGCUCUGGACUGCACCCAGCUGACACCAACUCAUCCAACUGACAAGCCCUUGCACCUGCCUCUCCAGGAUGUCUACAAAAUUGGUGGUACUGGUACUGUUCCUGUUGGCUGAGUGAAGACUGGUGUUCUGAAACCUGGUAUGGUGGUCACCUUUGCUCCAGUCAAUGUUACAGCUGAAGUAAAAUCUGUCGAAAUGCACCACGAAGCUUUGAGUGAAGUUCUUCCUAGGGACAAUGUGGGCUUCAAUGUCAAGAAUGCAUCUGUCAAGGAUGUUCAUCUUGGCAACGUUGCUGGUGACAGCAAAAACGACCCACCAAUAGAAGCAGCUGGCUUCACCACUCAGGUGAUUAUCCUGAACCAUCCAGGCCAAAUCAGCACUGGCUAUGCCCCCGUACUGGAUUGCCACAUGGCUCAUACUGCAUGCAAGUUUGCUGAGCUGAAGGAAAAGAUUGAUCACCAUUCUGGUAAAAAGCUGGAAGAUGGCCCUAAAUUCUUUAAGUCUGGUGAUGCUGCCAUCGUUGCUGUGGUUCCUGGCAAACCCAUGUGUGUUGAGAGCUUCAAGGACUAUCCACUUCUUGGUCGCUUUGCUGUUCAUGAUAUGAGACAGACAGUUGCCAUGGGUGUCAUCAAAGCAGUGGACAAGAAGGCUGCUGGAGCUGGCAAGCUCACCAAGUCUGCCCAGAAAGCUCAGAAGGGUAAAUGAAUAUUAUCCCUAAUACCUGCCACCCUGGUCUUAAUCAGUGGUGGAAGAACAGUCUGAGAACUGUUUGUUUCAAUUGGCCAUUUAACUUUAGUAAUAAAAGACUAGUUAGGGAUAAUAAUGCAUCACAAAACCUUCAGAAGGAAAGGAGAAUGUUUUGUGGACCACUUUGGUUUUCUUUUUUGCGUGUGGCAGUUUAAAGUUAUUAGUUUUCUAAAUCAGAACUUUUUAAUGGAAACAGCUUGACCAAAAAUCUAUCACAGAAUUUUGAGACCCAUUUAAAAAGUUUACUGAGAAAAAAAAG
Molecule: messenger RNA, 1504 nt
Organism: Chlorocebus sabaeus (green monkey)
Lineage: Eukaryota; Metazoa; Chordata; Mammalia; Primates; Cercopithecidae
Source: RefSeq, a predicted model, not a curated record